AUGGCACAACAACAACAACACCGUGAUGAUCUUCAACAUAUUUCUAGAACCAAUGAUAGUGAGAUCAAUGACCGUGAUAUUCGGAAGAACGACGGAAUAUUCGGAACCGGAGCUCCCGCGGACCCAGUAGCAUUGUACGCUUAUGAAACAACUGGUAAUGCUCCUGGUAUUGGUGCUGGUGUUGGUGACAUGCCAGAGUAUGGAGCAAACAUCACCACAACCACUGAAUACACUGCUGUGUAUGGUACUACUGCUGCUCCUGGAUUUGGUGCUCCAAUGGCCGGUGCUGCAGCUGGAGGUGGUGUAGGCCCGUGGGGACAAGAAGCAAACGCUGAUCUUCGUGCUGCCGCUGGAGGUCAGUGGGGACAAGAAGCAAACACUGGUCGCGGCAGUGCUGCUGGAGGCGGCCAGAGAGGACAAGAAGCAAAUGUUGAUCGUGCUGCUGCUGGUGUGGACAAUACUGGAAAGAACAAGAACAUGAAUGUGGGUAGGGAUCAGAAAUAA
Vicia faba (fava bean) is the source of this 504-nucleotide messenger RNA. The record is from the annotation of a GenBank genome assembly. NCBI's taxonomy places the organism in Eukaryota, Viridiplantae, Streptophyta, Magnoliopsida, Fabales, Fabaceae.